GUUCCUAAAUGUGUAGAGAGUGCCAUGCGAUUCAAGCAGUAAGUGCUCUGUUGGUUUAUUUCGAGGAUUUUGCGCAGAAUUAUAACUAAUUAACAAAUAAUUAUAGGCCUAUAUGAUAACCGCGGGAAAAAGAACUGCACGUGGUUGUGGAUGUAACUGUUGCACUUUAAGUACAGACAUGAACCACUGAACUGAGACAGACAAAGGACUGCAAUAAGCUCACGUGACGAGCUCUAUUCUCCCACCACCAAAAGAUCUCCAUCAUGACACCCAAAUGGCUGGUGGUAUUUGUCCUUUUUCUCCACUCUGGGACUAACAAUACAUUCCCCAUGGUCCCGACCGAGCUCCCCCCUGAGACAGGCACCUACAGGGUCACAGACACCAGCCUGACUCAUCUCACAGUGCACAGCCGGACGGGAGAGGUCUAUGUGGGAGCAGUGAACCGCAUCUUCAAGCUGUCUGCCAACCUAACAGAGCUGCGUUCACACAUGACUGGCCCCGUGGAUGACAACGCCAAAUGUUACCCCCCUCCCAGCGUCCGAGCCUGUGCACAUAAACUGGAGUCCUCUGACAACGUCAACAAGUUGCUGCUGGUUGAUUACGCUGGCAACCGCCUAGUAGCAUGUGGAAGCAUCUGGCAGGGAGUGUGUCAGUUCCUGCGACUGGAGGACCUCUUCAAGCUGGGAGAGCCCCAUCACCGCAAGGAGCACUACCUCUCUGGAGCCAGGGAGGCUGACGGCAUGGCAGGAGUGGUGGUUGACAGUGCAGAAGGGAAGUGGAAGAAUGAGAAGAAGGGGGGCAGCCGGCUGUUCAUUGGGGCAGCCAUCGAUGGCAAGUCAGAGUAUUUCCCUACCCUGUCCAGCCGUAAACUGGUCACUGAUGAAGAGAGUGUUAACAUGUUCAGUCUGGUCUAUCAGGAUGAGUUUGUGUCCUCACAAAUCAAGAUACCCUCCGACACCCUGUCCCUCUACCCGGCGUUUGACAUUUACUACGUGUAUGGAUUCUCCAGCCGUACUUACAUCUAUUUCCUGACGUUGCAGCUGGACACACAGCUCACCCAGAUGGAUGCCACCGGUGAAAAGUUCUUCACCUCCAAGAUAGUGCGGAUGUGUUCCAACGACACUGAGUUCUACUCUUACGUGGAGUUCCCCCUGGGCUGCACCAAGGAAGGGGUGGAGUACCGGCUGGUCCAGUCCGCCUACAAGCACCGUCCAGGUCGGAUGCUGGCCCAGGCCUUGGGGCUGUCUGAGGACGAGGAUGUGCUGUUUGUGGUGUUCUCCCAGGGCCAGAAGAACCGGGCCAACCCGCCUCGGGAAACAGUCCUGUGUCUCUUUACCCUGCAUCAGAUCAACCUGGCUAUGAGGGAGAGGAUCAAGUCGUGUUACCGUGGGGAGGGCAAGCUGUCCCUGCCCUGGCUGCUCAACAAGGAGCUCCCCUGCAUCAACACGCCGAAGCAGAUUGGUGAUGACUUCUGUGGGCUGGUGUUGAACCAACCUCUUGGGGGUCUGCGGGUGAUAGAAGGGACCCCUCUCUAUGACGACGGCGUGGACGGUAUGGGAGCGGUAACAGCCUACACCUAUGGAGAUCACUCCGUGGUGUUUGUGGGAACCCGAAGUGGACGCCUCAAAAAGAUCCGAGUAGAUGGCAUACCUCCCCCGUCCCAGAGUGCUUUGCUGUAUGAGACUGUUACAGUGGAUGAAGGGAAACCUAUUCUGCGUGACAUGGUCUUCAGCCCUGACUACCAACACAUCUACAUGCUAAGUGACAAACAGGUCAGCCGGUUACCUGUGGAGAGCUGUGGCCAGUACACCACCUGUAAAACCUGUCUGGGCUCUGGAGACCCCCACUGUGGAUGGUGUGUACUUCACAACAAGUGUUCCAGACAGGAGACCUGUGAGAAGUGGGCCGAGCCACAGCAUUUCAACACAGAGCUAGAUCACUGUGUGGCCAUUAGUGUCACACCUAACAACAUAUCUGUGACCUCUACGUCCACUCAGCUGAGUGUGAGAGUGGUCAACGUGCCCAGCCUGUCAGCCGGGGUGACAUGUGUGUUUGAGGAGCUGACAGAGAGCCCAGGGGAGGUACUGGCCAAGGGGCAGGUCCUCUGUAUGUCCCCCUCCCUCAGAGAUGUCCCCUCCCUCACACAGGGAUACGGGGACAAGAGAGUGCUAAAGCUUUCCCUGAAGUCCAAGGAGACAGGGCACAAAUUCAUCACCACUGACUUCAUCUACUACAACUGCAGCGUGCUCCAGUCGUGCACCUCCUGUGUGAGCAGCCCCUUCCCCUGCAACUGGUGUAAAUACCGCCACAUCUGCACCAACAACCUGGCAGAGUGCUCCUUCCAGGAGGGACGCGUCAGCAGCGUGGAGGGCUGUCCCCAGAUCCUGCCCACCAGUGACAUCCUGGUACCUGCAGGGAUCAUUCGGCCAAUCACGCUGCGAGCCCGGAACCUCCCUCAGCCCCAGUCUGGACAGAAGAACUAUGAGUGUGUGUUUAACAUCCAGGGCAAGAUGCAACGCAUCCCAGCUGUACGCUUCAACAGCUCCUGUAUCCAAUGCCAGAACACCUCAUACUGGUAUGAUGGGGACGAGACAGGAGACCUGCCUGUUGACUUCUCUAUCGUCUGGGAUGGAGACUUCUUCAUCGACAAGCCUCCCACCAUGAAAGCCCUGCUAUAUAAGUGCGAGGCCCAGAGGGACAGCUGUGGCCUGUGUCUGAAGGCCAGCACAGCGUUUGAGUGUGGCUGGUGCCUGGACAACAAGAAGUGUCUCCUGAGGCAGCACUGCCAGACGCCGGAGCAGAACUGGAUGCACCCCGGCAGGCACAACGUCCGCUGCAGCCACCCCCGCAUCACCAAGAUCCGCCCACUGACAGGGCCCAAAGAGGGGGGCACGCGAGUGACGAUCGAGGGCGAGAACCUCGGGCUGCAGGUGCGGGAGAUCGCCCACGUCCAGGUGGCUGGGGUUCGCUGUAACCCUGUGACCUCCGAGUACAUCAGCGCUGAGAGGAUUGUGUGUGACAUGGCCGAAGCGCUGCUGCCCCAUUCUCCAGGCGGUCCGGUGGAGCUGUGUAUCGGGGUGUGCAGUGCAGAGUACCGCACCCAAUCUUCCCAGACGUACUCCUUCGUGACCCCCAGCUUCAACCAUGUGCACCCGGAGAAGGGCCCCGUGUCCGGGGGGACCCGGCUGACGAUAUCAGGCCACCAUCUGGACGCUGGUAGCACCGUCACUGUGUUCAUCGCCCAGGAGGAGUGUCUGUUUGUUAAGAGGACCAACAGGGACAUUGUGUGUGUGACGCCGUCGUCCCUGUCUGGCUCAGGGCCUGCGUCAAUCAAAUUGUUAAUCGACAAAGCUGAGGUCACCAGCAGUGACACACGCUACAUCUACACAGAGGACCCCACCAUCUCCAGCAUUGAGCCCAGCUGGAGUAUAGUGAAUGGUAGCACCUUGAUCACCGUCACAGGUACCAACCUGCUCACCAUCCAGGAGCCCAAAGUCCGUGCCAAGUAUGCAGGAAUACAGACUACUAAUGUGUGCACUGUGGUGAAUGACUCUGUGAUGACGUGUCUGGCCCCGGGUAUCAUUUACACCAAGCACCAGGCCCCAGAGUCAGGCCUGCACCCCGACGAGUACGGCUUCAUCCUGGAUCACGUGGCUGCGCUGCUCGUCCUCAACGGGACACCAUUCACCUACUAUCCCAACCCCACCUUCGAAACACUAGGGAACUCUGGGAUAAUGGAGGUCAAGCCCGGCUCUCCCAUUAUCCUCAAAGGCAAGAAUUUGAUUCCCCCUGCUCCGGGCAACACCCGGCUGAACUACAGCGUGAUGAUUGGUGAAACGCCCUGUCUGUUAACUGUCUCGGAGUCUCAGCUGCUCUGUGAUUCGCCAGACCUGACCGGGGAGCAGAGAGUCGUGAUCAUGGUGGGUGGUUUGGAGUACUCCCCAGGAACACUGCACAUCUACUCCGACAGCACCCUUACCUUACCGGCCAUCAUCGGGAUCGGAGCGGGAGGAGGGGUGCUUCUCAUCGCCAUCAUCGCCGUGCUCAUCGCCUACAAGAGGAAGACCCGGGAUGCUGACCGCACCUUGAAACGCCUGCAGCUGCAGAUGGACAACCUAGAGUCCAGAGUGGCCCUGGAGUGUAAAGAAGCAUUCGCUGAGCUACAGACAGACAUCCAGGAGCUGACCAAUGACAUGGACGGAGUGAAGAUCCCCUUCCUGGAGUACCGUACCUACACCAUGAGAGUUAUGUUCCCCGGCAUCGAGGAGCACCCCGUCCUCAAGGAGCUGGAUGUAAGUUCCCCGGCCAAUGUGGAGAAAGCCCUGCGUCUGUUCAGCCAGCUGCUGCACAGUAAGAUGUUUCUGCUGACCUUCAUCCAUACCCUGGAGGCCCAGAGGUCCUUCUCCAUGCGGGACAGAGGAAAUGUGGCCUCUCUGCUCAUGGCCGCUCUGCAGGGCCGCAUGGAGUACGCCACUGUGGUACUUAAACAGUUGCUGGCUGACCUCAUAGAGAAGAACCUGGAGAACCGCAACCAUCCUAAACUGCUGCUCCGACGGACGGAGUCGGUGGCUGAGAAGAUGCUCACCAACUGGUUUACGUUCCUGCUGCAUCGUUUCCUCAAGGAGUGUGCUGGGGAGCCUCUGUUCAUGCUGUUCUGUGCCAUCAAGCAGCAGAUGGAGAAGGGCCCUAUAGACGCCAUCACAGGAGAGGCGCGCUACUCCCUCAGUGAGGACAAGCUCAUCCGCCAGCAGAUUGACUACAAACAGCUGACACUGAUGUGUAUCCCUCCGGAGGGAGAGGCAGGCACCGAGGUCCCGGUGAAGGUGCUGAACUGUGACACGGUCACUCAGGUGAAGGACAAGCUGCUGGACGCUGUGUACAAGGGCAUCCCCUACUCCCAGAGACCCCAGGCUGAUGAUAUGGACCUGGAGUGGCGACAAGGAAGACUGACUAGAAUUAUCCUUCAAGAUGAGGACGUCACCACAAAGAUUGAGAGUGACUGGAAGAGGCUCAACACCCUGGCCCACUACCAGGUGGCAGAUGGGUCUUUGGUAGCCCUGGUCCAGAAGCAGGUCUCUGCCUACAAUAUCGCCAACUCCUUUACAUUCACCCGCUCUCUGAGCCGUUAUGAGAGUCUCCUGAGGACGUCCAGCAGCCCAGACAGCCUGCGCUCCCGGGCCCCCAUGAUCACCCCUGACCAGGAGACUGGCACCAAGCUUUGGCACCUGGUCAAGAAUCACGAGCACGCUGACCAACGGGAGGGCGACCGCGGCAGCAAGAUGGUGUCUGAGAUCUAUCUCACCCGCCUACUGGCCACCAAGGGAACUCUGCAGAAGUUUGUGGAUGACCUUUUUGAGACGGUGUUCAGCACGGCGCACCGCGGCAGUGCCCUCCCUCUGGCCAUCAAGUACAUGUUUGACUUCCUGGACGAGCAGGCUGACAAGAGGCAGAUCACUGACCCUGAUGUCCGUCACACCUGGAAGAGCAACUGUCUGCCCCUGCGGUUCUGGGUGAACGUGAUCAAGAACCCCCAGUUUGUGUUUGACAUCCAUAAGAGCAGCAUCACAGACGCCUGUCUGUCUGUGGUGGCCCAGACCUUCAUGGACUCCUGCUCCACGUCAGAGCACCGCCUGGGCAAGGACUCUCCCUCCAACAAGCUGCUGUACGCUAAAGACAUCCCCAACUACAAGAGCUGGGUGGAGAGGUACUACAGAGAUAUCAGUAAGAUGCCUACCAUCAGUGACCAGGACAUGGAUGCCUAUCUGGUGGAGCAGUCUCGUCUCCAUGGCACCGAGUUCAACACUCUCAGUGCUCUCAGUGAGCUCUACUUCUACAUUAACAAGUACAAAGAGGAGAUUUUGACCGCACUAGACAGGGAUGGGUACUGCCGCAAACACAAGCUGCGACACAAACUGGAACAAGCCAUUAACCUGAUGUCGGGCAGCAGCUGAGGACAGAGGAUGGAACAGGGGGUCGGGGGUCGGGGAGAGAAGUGGGAAAUGGAGAUUUGGUUGAACUGGUGAACGGACCUGUGUUGGAGCAUCCACAGCUUGUGCAAUUAAAAAGGAGGACAUAAGACACUGGACAAUCAACACAACGAACCACAGCACAUUGAGCCCAAUGUCUACAGACCACAUUCUGUGCCCAAUAUCCUCACUCUCUCAAACCUCUACCUGCCAUUGCCAGUGAGACAUUCUGAGUAGUUUUUUUCUCCACACUGGCCUUUUCAAUGGCAGACUCUAGUAACUGCCUAAUCUAAUGGAAGAGGACUGCUGUGGAUAACUACCAGAUUCAUUCCAAUAGAGGCAUACAGUAAGUUGCCUUGGAAACUGUGCUGAACUGCCAAGCUAGUGCCAUGGGAAGAGUAGCUUUUGGUCUGCGAUAAUAAUUGUACAAAAUGCUGAAAAGUAACAUUUAGGUGUGGACUGUAGAUUUGAACUUGAAAUGUAUGAGUUUUACCACAAGUAUGGUAAGGUACAAGUAGUAGACUAUAACCUCUUGGCCCCAAAGGAAAGCCUCGGUUCUGUUUUGUUGUGUUAGGGUUGGAGGUUCAAUGCCAGUACGUGAUGAAGAAGGCAGUGUAUGGCCAAAAGACACCAAAUUCUAGAAGCAUCAGAGGCCUGAUUAAGUGACAUAAAUUGAGGGGCGUGUUGGGGCUGAGGGGUGGCCAUCCCCCUCGUCUCUCAAAUGCCAUAGCUACAAAGCGCCUUUCUCUUUUUACUUUGUAUUCGGGCCAAAUGGAUGUUUGCUGAUGGCUCAGAGUCCAGAGUUUUAAAGCUUGCCUUUUGUGUUGCAGUCAAGCAGGAAGUGAAGCCCUUUCCUCAUGGACGUUCCACCCUAGUGACUGUCCAGCUAAUUGUACUCAGAUCAUUGUUUUAGUCUGCUCCUCUGUGAAUCUGAUCUAUCAGGGUCCCAGGGGUUCCCGUCCAGAACUCAGGGCUACUGCUGUCGUGGAAACAACCCUUAUAACCCAUAUCAAACAUCCUAAAAGUAGUUGAUCCAUUAACAGCAAUAGGUCUAGUAAUAAAACAGCCAGCCAUGUUUCAUUAGAUUACACACCAAAAAGACACAGUUCCCGUUAGAGACUCUCUAUCUUACGAUAAUCGUUCUGUGAAAAUCGGCUUUCUCUUCCCGAUGUUUUUGCCAUUAUUACAAAUGACAGCUUUGAGCAUAAUGUGUAACGCAACACCAAACACAACAGACGGGAUAACAGUAUAGAUUUUUAUGUUUUAAAUGCUUUCUAAAUAAAAUACUUGCUUAUGUGUUCACUUCUGGUAGGUCAUCCAUGGUAGUUUAUGGGGGGGGAAGCCUCUAUUUGCUGCCUAUGUUAUCAUUACCAUACUAAGUACUGUUCAGAAGAAGAGAGAGGUUACUGUGAUGAAUACUGAUUUCCAACCCAGGAGUCCUUCAUUUUGUUUACCCUACGGUCCCAUAGAGCCAGUAGCAGUAGGCCGAUCUGUAGGUUCUGAUCAGAUGGUAAAUGCCCAUUUUCUCUGUUGACUCCUUCCACGACAGACAGUAGAAGCUCUGUAUUUUUCAGUAGUGGUACAGCAGCUGACUGUACACACUCCCACAUCCCCUCUCCAUACUCCUCUCUCUGCUGGGAGGAAAAAUACAGUCUGGUAGGCUGAUACCUGAAUAUUAUUUGAGUACAUUUACAUGGUUCUGAGUUCAGUCCUCUCCAACAAUUAAGUAUUUAUUGUUUUGCCUUUAUUUAUUUCAUAUUUAUUUUAAUUUUUACACAAGAAUGAAAACUCUUGUUUUGUACAGUGUUUGACUGAACGUACCUGAACACAGUUGAUGUCCUCUGUACUACAGGUAUACUGUAUAUGUCAAGUCUCUAACACCGUUGCAAGAGUCUUUUCAAUGCCAAUUCACACACCGGGUUCAUUUAGGAUACAUUCGUACAUUCAGUAAAUAACAGCAUUCCUUCACAUCCAUAACUGAAAAAUAAGACUGUGAUCGCUACAUCACGUGUUCAGUGACAACCGUGAGGAAUGCAGACAGACCAAAGGAGGCACAGGGAAGAAUCAAAUGAUCACUCUCUUGUCUUUGGGUUGAAUAAUGCCAUUCGGCUUGACCCACACAUUACAAUACAUUGUUAACCAUAGAUUAUAUCAUGUUUUAAAUUUCAGGUACAAACACAUCUUUAAAAGAUUUGUUCAUUGAAUAGGAUAAAGCCUCAAAUUACAAUGUUCUCCCAUAACUAAUGGUAGACAAAUAUGUAUUUCUACUGCUAAAACCCAGAGGUUUGUGGUAGUCCAAAUCCUGAAUAUAAAUUCAGUAUAUCUAACUGUUCUUUUUAUCCAUCAAGUCCCCAAAGAUUAAAUACAAUUUAGUAAAUGAAACCAAUACUUUGGUUUAUCAAUGUACAGGUGUUAACCCUUCUAGAGUCUAGAUGCUGGGUGUUGUUUUGCGUUGGGACCUUAAACACAGUGACGCUCUGUUUUCUAUGUAUAUUAAAUGGCUCUGAAACUAACUACUUACUGUAGAAUAAUUAGGCUUGCUUAUCAGUCCAGGAGCGAAAGAGCCAUUAGUAUACCUUUUCAAAAUCCAUUAAAUCCACACCAGAAGAAAUACUUAUUUUUCUCCAUGGAAGAUACAUAUUGUAGAUAAGCACCAAAUCAAUUUAGAAUUUGGCCUUGGAACUCUGAGCGAAAUACAUUCUCAAAUAAAACUGGAGCUCAUUAGCAUGUUAAGAGCUGCAGGAGGAUAAUUAAGGAUAAUAGGUUUCACCAUCCUGGUGUUAUUUUAGUGCAGAGAAAUGGGGUCAGUGUAUCUGGAUCUAGGUCUGGUGUGGAUCUCACCGUCCACCGUGUGUGAAAAGGACUCAGUCAGAAAUGACUGGCAGCUUGCCAGAGCUGCCCUGUCAGCAUUGCAGGUGUAUUACAGGUAUCAACGCUAUGUUUGAGCCUCUUUCUACAAUUAUAGCUUAUCAUAAAUCUGAAAGAGAACAUCUUGAAUUUUGACUUAGUACCUCUUGGUUAACGCCAUCUCAUAGGGUUUGAAACUGGUUAAAAUAGUAAGUGCAACACGGUAUCAGGUUUCUUGGGUGAAAUCUGCAAUCAUAUCCAAAGUAGGCCUACAGUUUGGCUACCUGCCAUACGUCACUUGUAAACUAGUGAAGGCCAGGUGAUUGGGCUGUGGAACUCAGAGCCACUGCAGACACGUCAGUACGUCUGGUUUUGUAAUGUUGUAUAAACAGGAAGAUAAAAAAAAAGCACCUGUAACAUGUAAGGAAGAAAAGAGUGAGUGCAAACCUGUGAUGUUUCUAAGUAGAUACUGUAGAACUAUUACAUUAUAGUCGGUGUUCUAGUAAAAAAACAAAAACAUUUGUCUCAGAUAAAUUGAUUUGUUGGUUUUGUCUGUUUAUCCCAAAUGUUUUAAUUGAUUUGUUGGUUUUGUCUGUUUAUCCCAAAUGUUUUAAUUGAUUUGUUGGUUUUGUCUGUUUAUCCCAAAUGUUUUAAUUGAUUUGUUGGUUUUGUCUGUUUAUCCCAAAUGUUUUAAUCGAUUUGUUGGUUUUGUCUGUUUAUCCCAAAUGUUUUAAUCGAUUUAACGUAACAAACUUGUUUACAGCUUCAAAGAUAUAUGGAAUUUAUUAACUUAGUCUGAAGAGGAAGUAGCUUUGUGACUGACUGGCUGAUUGACUGACGGAUGAUUGCCCUGCCUAGUCCUUAAUUAUAUAUAAAUAUAUAAAUAUAUUUUGUAUAAUUAUUUGUUUAAAAUGUUUCUUUCUAAAUUAUUGUUUUUGGUUUUAUAUUUUAUUUUGUUACUUUGAAGGAGCAGGAAUGAGUCCUUUAAAACGCUGGCUACAAUGAAGUGUUUUGUAUAUAUUUGCACUUUUUUUUACUCAGUCGGAGAGGUUUUUGAAAGAUUGGAUUCUAACUUAAUGUUGAAAUGACAAGCAUGGUGUUUUGUUUUGCUAAUUAAAAUAUGUGGAUGAUGCUGUA
Oncorhynchus tshawytscha (Chinook salmon) is the source of this 9950-nucleotide messenger RNA. Its product is annotated as plexin A3-like. The transcript has 32 exons. The record is from RefSeq and is a predicted model, not a curated record. Lineage: Eukaryota; Metazoa; Chordata; Actinopteri; Salmoniformes; Salmonidae. Gene Ontology annotation, molecular function: protein binding; semaphorin receptor activity. Gene Ontology annotation, cellular component: semaphorin receptor complex. The coding region runs from base 264 to 5951 and encodes 1895 amino acids. Gene Ontology annotation, biological process: negative regulation of cell adhesion; regulation of cell shape; regulation of cell migration.